GUUAAAUGACACUGCCAGCCAGCUCACCCACAGUCAACCUUUUUUUAAACAUAGUCUAGUAGCGAGCUAGCAAACGUAAACAGUUUGUGGCCGACAAGGAAAGAUAAUUAAACAUUGAAAAUUAAUUGAUUUACUUGUACAGAGAUUAGCUAGCUCGACUGAAUAGUAGAGGGGCGCUGCCAAUCAACAGAACAAGGUCGUAUUUUAACCGAGUUAGGAAGGCAGCGAGGGGAUGUCGAGACGAGAGGGUUAGCUAGCUAGGGUUAGCUAGCUGGCUAGCUGGCCAGGUUGGCUUGUAUUGAAUAUCAAAGGAUGUGUUAACACUGCCUUAGCUAGUGUUCCAUCUCCAGAAUGGUUUUAGAGAUCAAACUGGAGGUCGCUUUCUUGUUUGCAAUCUAGUGCAAGGCUAGGUAGGACUACUACAGUAAGUUAGUGGAUUGUUGGAAUCAUGAUGAAGAAUUGUGAGUACCAGCAAAUUGACCCACGGGCUCUCGUUUCAACACCUUCAUCAACGCUACCGUCCACGGACAAACAUGGGCACAGGCUUCGAAGGAAAUGGGAAGUAUUUCCAGGCAAGAAUCGAUUUUAUUGCGACGGACGGAUCAUUCUCGCCAAACAAAUUGGGGUCCUACCAUUGACACUCUGCCUUAUCGUAGUGACCAGUGGCCUUUUCUUUGCGUUCGACUGUCCGUUCCUGGUGACCCACCUGACUAUGUUCAUACCUGUGAUUGGAGGAGUAUUAUUUGUGUUUGUGAUCGUCUCACUGCUCCAGACGAGCUUUACGGACCCGGGCAUCCUGCCCCGGGCCAGGCCGGACGAGGCAGCCGACAUUGAGAAGCAGAUAGACACCAGGGGUUCCUCCACGUACCGCCCCCCUCCGCGUACCAAGGAAAUCCUGAUUAACCAGCAGGUUGUUAAGCUGAAGUACUGCUUUACCUGCAAGAUGUUCCGCCCGCCACGGACCUCACACUGCAGCCUGUGCGACAACUGCGUUGAGCGGUUCGAUCACCACUGCCCCUGGGUGGGGAACUGCGUCGGCAGACGCAACUACCGCUUCUUCUACAGUUUCAUCAUCUCUCUCUCUUUCCUCACCUCCUUCAUCUUCGGCUGUGUCGUCACGCACCUCACCCUACGCUCCCAGGAAGGCAAGGGCCUCGUCGCCGCAAUCCAGGAGAGUCCUUCCAGCGUGGUGGAGCUGGUCAUCUGUUUCUUCUCCAUCUGGUCUGUUCUGGGCCUCUCGGGCUUCCAUACCUACCUAGUGGCCUCCAACCUCACCACCAACGAAGACAUCAAAGGCUCCUGGGCCAGUAAGAGUGACCCAGAGGAGACGGGGAAUCCUUACACUUACAACAGCAUGGUGACAAACUGCUGUGUCACCCUGUGUGGGCCACUUCCUCCCAGCCUGAUCGAUCGGCGAGGCUUCGUGCCCCCGGACGAGGAGCCGCCGGCGGGCCCCCCGGACGCCGAGCCCCCCCCCUUCAUGGCCAAGAACGACACAAACAUGUGUACUCAGAGAACCAAGGAACUCCUGGGGAGAGUGCCUCAUGCCUUCUAUCUCCAGGGGCUGUGUCCCCAGGGCUCCCCCAAGACCAGUCCCCUGGGCCAGGCUGCGUCCAGCUCCCCUGCCCCCUCUUCCAGGCUGCCCUCGACCGGGUGCUCCAGCCGGCAGGGCCGCCGGCCCGUGGACUUCCUCUGCCCUCCACUAGGUGGCGGCAGCAGCGGCAGCAGGAGAGCCUCCCUGCUCUCCCUGAACCCGGCCUUCAGGCUGGCCAGGCCAUCGCCGUCUCUCAGCCGCACCACCCUCAUCCUGGUGGACACGCCCGACCCCGGCUUCCUCUCGCUGCACUGAGCAUGCUCCGUGCCCACAGUGAGGCGGGGCCAGAGACCUCUGCCCUCGGCCGAUUGGAGCGUUAGGCAACACGGGCCCAAACCUAAUAAGGGGCCUCUGUCGGAAAAAAACAGUAACUCUGUUUCGCUUUAGCUUUGUGUUUGAAACUCAGGACUUCCAAACCAGUUUGUCCUCUGGUGAUGUCAUCCUUUCCCUUUUGUGAAUGACGUGAACUGGUCAUGACGAGAGCUUAGUAAGACUGACAAAGCACAAUGAAUAUUUCGUAAGACCGGACAUUUUUGUAAACGCAAACGUUUUGUUCCAUGAAGCCUCAAGCCAAACGUUCUUUCGCGGGUGUUCCAGGAUCGUAACUCACACAGGAAGCAGUAUCCUCUGCCUUUAUGUACAGUCUUCAGUCCUGUUACCUCUUAUGCAAACCAUCAAUACACAGACUCAAGGCAUAGGUUUGGUUUGAACAUUAGUGUUCGCCCCAUAGACUAACACGAUCCCUCCUCUGAAGCUGACAAUUGGUGUUAAAGUUUUAGCGGUCUCUUGAUAUGGUAAAGUACAAGUUUCAGGUGUAGUGCCAUUUUUUAUUUAUACAUACAAGUACAUGUCUGUACAAUCCGCCCCUAAACCUACCCCUAUGCACAGACUCAGUCAAGACAAGGCCGGAUUAACCCUUUAGGGCAACUGGGCUCUCGCCCAGGGGCAAAUGACAUCCAAGGGGCCCUGGACAACGUCAACUAACAUGUUAUGAACGCAGUCUUUACUUUCCUCCACGUGAGCACUUAAUUGCAAAUCGUUCGAUCGAAAUAUGAUGUUAAAUCACGUCCAAAACGGUGUUUGUGUCGUCUAGUAGCUGCCUGCACAAAUGCCGCUUGCGGCUUGCCAGCUCGACGGCACGGACACUGCGAGCCGGAGUCACGUGACUUGAAGCGCUGUGGAUGGAGGAGAACGUAAUAGUAUAGAAGUGUAGGCUGUAUGAUUCUUUUUUGCCCAGGGCACAGAAAAUUUAUAAUCCGGGCCUGAGUCGGGAGGCAGCCUGUUGUGGAUGGAUGUGUUCAGCAGGAACCAGACCAGUAUCAUGGGGACCUUCAUGUGGAUGUGUGGUGACUUGUCACAGCUGCAGGCAUUGCCACGCAUGUUCAGCCAACAGCAGUUGGCAUGAAUGCAGAAAGCAGGCCAAACCCACUUUGAUGGUUGGGACGACGAGUGUCCUUAGAGGAGUACUGCCUGUCAAGGCUGCUGUUCAUCUGGAGAUUUUUGCCGUCAAUCCUUUUUCGUUAGGAACAGAACCAAGUUUCAAAAUGUAUUAAAACCUUUUUUAUUUUUUAUUUUGUAUCUGUAUUUGUUGAGUCUCAUAUUAUGUGAGGGAGAAUGUAGGAAUGUGUGUUGAAAAUAUAGGUUUUUACCAUCUUUGUGUAAUGAUAUUCAGGUACUUGGUUUCUGAUGGAACAGGCAAUGUUACGUACUGCCUGAGCUGUGAUCUGUAUAGCACAACACACUACAUGAAGAGUUCAGUCAUGGCAUUUCAACUCUUUAGUAGGUUUUUAUAUUCAGUAUUCACGUGUGUUGGUACUACAACUUGAGUCCAAAACAUAUUCACCACUGCCUACAUAGUUAUACCACAGACCAGUAUAAUACACAUGAACUAAUAUCAGUUUAUUUUACUCUUUCUUUCUCUUUACUCGUUACAACAGAGUAAAUGUUACUGGUAUAGCAUUAUUAGUAUUUCAAGUAAAGUUCUAGAAAUGUAAGGUGAUGCAACUUGCAGGCAGGGCAAGUUGUCAUAAACCCUUGAAGUGACCUUUGCCUGUUUUAGUGGCAUGAAAUCCAAUCCCCUAGUCGUUUAUCAAGGGCUUCUUGUCUUUCACGUAGAGUUGAGGUACCUCAACAAGUCACCAGGGGGUGAACUCUGCUAUAGAAAAAACACUUGAGUUACAGUCAGAUGCAGGGCAAAGUUGUGGUGUGGGUCCUAAUGCCUAUUUUUUUUUAUAGAACUUCUAUAAUUAACUAUAUAUGUUGUGAGUGGAAUAGAACAAGACCAAUGUGUGACGGAUAACUGUUCUGUGGAUGUUCUACACAUCACCUUCUGAAAUCCAACUGGUUGGCCUUCAAGUGUUAUCUGGGAAUUUCAAGCUGUGCUUGUAUGUUGUUUGUGUUUUUCUAUUUUCUAUUUUAUUUCACGAUCAACAGGGGUGACCUGAAUCGAUGCUCAAUAAAACACUGUUGCUUUGA
Molecule: messenger RNA, 4069 nt
Organism: Hypomesus transpacificus
Lineage: Eukaryota; Metazoa; Chordata; Actinopteri; Osmeriformes; Osmeridae
Gene: zdhhc18a
Product: zinc finger DHHC-type palmitoyltransferase 18a
Exons: 9
Coding region: 449-1849 (466 amino acids)
Biological process (GO): protein targeting to membrane; peptidyl-L-cysteine S-palmitoylation
Cellular component (GO): endoplasmic reticulum; Golgi apparatus
Molecular function (GO): protein-cysteine S-palmitoyltransferase activity
Source: RefSeq, a predicted model, not a curated record